This is a messenger RNA of Thrips palmi, 625 nucleotides long. RefSeq lists its product as uncharacterized. NCBI's taxonomy places the organism in Eukaryota, Metazoa, Arthropoda, Insecta, Thysanoptera, Thripidae. The record is from RefSeq and is a predicted model, not a curated record. The transcript has 2 exons. The coding region runs from base 159 to 431 and encodes 90 amino acids.
AUGAGAAAUCUAUCGCAGUGACAGAAGUUUUUCAUACAAACAGUGCGAGGUGAAGCAGAAAAACACCGAUAAUCAAAUUCGUACGCUUAAGAAAGUAUUAACGAAAUCAACAGAUUUCGGCAGGAUCUAGAAAGUGACAGAAACCGCCCAAAAUUAUCAUGUGGCAGUUUAUUACUUCGCCUCUUUUGAGACGGUUUAUUGUGAUGCCCCUUGCCAUAGUUGGCGGAACGAUUGGCUAUUUAAUUGAAAGUUAUAUUUCUGAUAGAAACACACCAGGUUUAAAUAAAAGCAUUGAAGAUAUUCGAGUAGGAAGAUUGGUAGAAACAGAAUUGUCAUCUGAUCCCACCAAUGUGGAUAGUUUGAAAGACAAGAAGUUUGUGCCCAAAUCAAUAUUUGAAAAGAAUGUAUCACCAUCUCUUCAAUCAUCUUAGAGGAUAUCUGACCUUAAAUAAUUGUAAUGCUUAUUUGUUAAUUUUUACUAGUGAAAUAUCUCAUAACACAGCAGACUUCUUAAUUUCCAUUUAUCAGUGUAUACAUGAUGUUUGAUUCUGGGACAGUCGAAGGACUCUCGCAUGUGAAAAUGUAUGUGCUUCAAUAGUUCAAUAAAAAAUAGAAGAAAAGAACA